Plutella xylostella (diamondback moth) is the source of this 1839-nucleotide messenger RNA. RefSeq lists its product as uncharacterized. The record is from RefSeq and is a predicted model, not a curated record. NCBI's taxonomy places the organism in Eukaryota, Metazoa, Arthropoda, Insecta, Lepidoptera, Plutellidae.
UCGAACUUCGCUGUUACAAUUAAUUAGGUAUACUUUUGGAGAUAAUUUUGUUAUUGCAGAUACCGCAGCGUUGUUUUUCGAUUGGCGUUUAAUAUUUAUCGCGAGAUGAUGCGCAUGCGACGCGAGUUUUUUUCAACAUAAAUAUAUCUCCGCUCCGACGGAUUAAACGCCACCGUGCUAGCAAUAAAAAAAUGAUAUUUACAAGUGAUAAUGUUUUAUAGAAAUAUAUUAGUUUGUGUUUUUGUGCUGGUGAGGUUUUCUACGGGACUGAGAAUAGACUUUACAAGCUGUCAAAGUGUGGAAUGGACUUGUUUACGCAAUGAGCCCAGUGAUAUUGUGUACACCUGUGCAGCCGCUGUCGAUGAGCACAUCAUCCACAUAAAGGAUUUCUACACAGACGACAUAACCAGCGUCACGGUGCAAAACUGCAAACACCUUAAAGUAGUAGUGGACUGUCCCAUCCUGCAGAGGACUUCCCGCCUUCAACGCUUUUCCAUAAAGAACUGCCAGAAGCUAGAGUUCGUCACCUUAUCCAGUUCUUCCCUCGUACAGACACCGCCAGAAGUGAUCAUAGACAAUGUAGGACAGAUAGCAGCAUUCCCUCAGGGGCUGUUCAAGUCUCCGAGCAACACCUCUGAAAGGAAGUGCAUGGGAGCGCCGCAUGUGAGACAAGUACUCGUCAGGAACGCCAAGAUAAGCGUUGUAAACACGGGCGCUAUUUAUAACGUUACCGGCGCGCGGUUGAUUGACUUCACUAAUGUUACUAUUGACGAGGUUCAGAGUCAAGCUAUAGAGGCUAUACUCGGUGAAGGCAUCUAUAGAUUCACUAUGAACAACUGCAGAAUUGAUAAGCUGAUGAGCAAAAGUAUCACUGUGGACGCUAAGCUGGUCACUAUAUCGGCUAACAGAUUUGGAGAUCUCAAAACGAACGCCGUCAACAUAACUUCUGACUUCCUGCAUAUAACUGAAAAUGUUUUCGGUGAUAUUGAGUCUAACGGCCUAUUGAUAAAAUCUGCCAAUUCCGACAUCACAAACAAUUACAUCCGGACGUUGAAAACAAGUGCGCUCUCCAAUGUUAAAUGUGGUAUCAACAAAGCCAGCAGAAGACAUUUCAACUUCAUGAGAAAUACCAUAGAGAACGUUGAACCCAACUCUCUUAUUUUCGACUUCGCCAGUUGUAAAACUGCUAGAACAGUGAUCUUGUUCAGGGAAAACAGAAUCGACUGUAGAUGCACAAACAUUGCUUUCUUAAACUCCGGAGAAUCGCCUUCAGAGCUGACCUCUUUGGUAAUGAACCUACAGAGCAACAACACUUGUCUACACGCGCCAUGCCUGCUACCCGUGGAAGUUGUCAAGAUACUAAAGGAGAGCGCGAUGUGCCAACUCAACCUGGACCCUCAGGUCAUGUGUCUCCUGUACUACGAUAAAAACGGCACCACCAAUAAAGAAACUUCAACAAGCGAGGACGUAACGGAAGCAACAGCUACUUUCUACCUCAUAAAGCAGGCUAAUUCUCCUCGAGACGCCCCCAGUGCCGCCAUGACGGCCGUAGACAAGGACAGACUGCUGAAAGACAGCCAUGCGAGCAUCAGCAAUCGAACGACGGUCAGGAUCAUAUUCGAUUCUUCCAAAGACUUUGAGGAAACUCUGCGAAGUACCAACUCGAAGAAGCCCUGUCAGAAAACUCCUGAGAAAGGGGAUGCACCGAAAGAUCGCUGUGUCGGAGGCCAGUGCAGAAACUCCGUGGCUUACGACAAGCAGAAGGCGUUAGAUUUCUAUAAAUAUGUCUACGCGCAAUUGAGGCCACCAAAAACUGAAUCGCCGUUAAAGACUUGAGGC